Molecule: messenger RNA, 1292 nt
Organism: Cucumis melo (muskmelon)
Lineage: Eukaryota; Viridiplantae; Streptophyta; Magnoliopsida; Cucurbitales; Cucurbitaceae
Product: expansin-A5-like
Exons: 3
Coding region: 96-827 (243 amino acids)
Biological process (GO): plant-type cell wall organization
Cellular component (GO): extracellular region
Source: RefSeq, a predicted model, not a curated record
CAAAUGAGUAAACGCGGUUUCAAAUUAAAAUCACAAACACACACCACCCUCUAUUUAUUCCCAUUUCAAUCCUCACUUCUCUUCUUCAAUUUUCAAUGGCAAUCAUAACAACAAUCCUCCAAUUGCUUCUUUUUUUCUCAAUCUUCUCCUCUGUUAAUGCAGAUUAUGGAGGUUGGAUCAGCGCUCAUGCCACUUUCUAUGGUGGAAGUGAUGCUUCAGGAACAAUGGGCGGCGCUUGUGGGUAUGGGAAUCUGUAUAGCCAAGGCUAUGGGACGAACACUGCAGCGUUGAGCACGGCGCUUUUCGAUAAUGGACUCAGUUGUGGCGCUUGUUUUGAGCUACGCUGUGUCAAUGACCCUCAAUGGUGUAUUCCCGGCACCAUUGUUGUCACUGCCACUAAUUUCUGUCCUCCUGGUGGCUGCUGUGACCCUCCAAAUCAUCAUUUUGACCUCUCUCAGCCUAUCUUUCAACACAUUGCUCAAUAUCGCGCUGGGAUUAUCCCCGUCGCUUACCGCAGGGUAAGGUGUAGGAGAAGUGGAGGAAUAAGAUUCACAAUCAACGGCCAUUCAUAUUUCAACUUAGUACUAAUCACAAACGUGGGAGGCGCCGGAGAUAUUCAUGCGGUGGCGAUUAAGGGUUCAAAAACAAGAUGGCAACCAAUGUCUAGAAAUUGGGGCCAAAAUUGGCAGUCCAAUUCUUAUCUCAACGGACAAAGCCUCUCAUUUUUGGUGACCGCUAGCGACGGCCGGAAAGUCCUCUCCUACAACGUAGCUCCCUCCGGUUGGUCCUUUGGCCAAACUUAUGUCGGCGGCCAAUUUCGUUAUUAAUUAAUUAAUUAAUUAAUUAAUUAUAUUAUAUUAAAGAGAAACAACAAACAAAUAUUAAUUCACUUCUCCUAAAUGCCAAAAAAGGGUUUUAUGGUUUAAAAGAUUUCACCCUUUUUCUUCUUUUUCAUCUUUUUUUGCUUUUGGACCACUUCAAGGACUUGUUUGGCUAUUGAAUAUAGUUUAAAAGAAUAUAAGAAUAUAUAUAUAUAUAUAUAUAUAUAUAUAUAUAUAUAUAUCUAUAUGUUUUAAUCAUAUGUUGUACGUAUAAUAUAAUUUAAAAAUAAUAGAGAGAGUAGUAGAAAAUGAAAUUACAUAAAGAUGGAGAGGGGAAUUAAAGGGGUAUUUUGGGUAUGGGGUUGGGUUGGGGAGAUGUAGAAGCAUGUGGGGUUUUUGGUUUAAGUUUGUGCAAUAUUUGAGACAAUAGGUUGUGGUGUUGUUUCUAAAUGAAAGAGAUAUUUUCCUGCU